Tachysurus vachellii is the source of this 4545-nucleotide messenger RNA. RefSeq lists its product as uncharacterized. The transcript is spliced from 4 exons. Bases 169 to 1443 code for a protein of 424 amino acids. Lineage: Eukaryota; Metazoa; Chordata; Actinopteri; Siluriformes; Bagridae. The record is from RefSeq and is a predicted model, not a curated record.
CACAAAGGGGUGUGUGUGUGUGUGUGUGUGUGUGUGUGUGUGUGUGUGUGUGUUGCGCAGAAAGGGAAGGCAUCACCGUGUUGUUCCCCUCCUGGUUCUCGUCUCCUGAUUUGUUUUUAACAGAAGAAUGAGACCAGAUCUUAGUGUCCACACAACGGAGGAGAAAAGAUGAACGGCUCGCUGUACAUCUCGUUUUUUCAGGGCCAGCUGGAGUCUGUGCUGGAGCAGGUGGUGCAGGUCGCAGUGACCGAGAUCACAGGGACGGUCGGGGGCAGUCUGAGCUCCAUGCUCCUGGAAACGGCCCGUAAGGAGCAGGAGAACCAGCGGCUCAGAGACACCCUGCAGUCUGCGGGACGCGCGGAGAGAGAGAGCGGGGAGACGGAGGACCCCGAGCCGCAACAUGCCGCCUCUAGGCCCGCAUAUCAACACGACUCUGUCCGGCACGAGCAGAAAAGACGAGCUGUGGGCCAGCUGAAGGUGGUGAUGGAACGUGUGCUGGAGUUUGCUGUGCGUGAGCUCAGUAAGAUUGUAGAGGACAGCUUUGACGAUGUUCUUCUGGAGCUCAGGAAGACAGACCGGGAGAAUGAGGAGCUAAUGGAGAAGCUACGUGGUGUGGUGGAGGAGAACGGAGCUGGCAAAGUGGAGAUAAACGAGUCUCAGGGAGACCAGGUGGGAUCUCCAAACAUCACUGAUGUAGUGAAGGAUGAGGAGAGAGCAGAUGCAAAAGAACAGGGAAUGGAACAGCUGCAGAACACUGAAGACUCUGCCCCCCCGACAGUGAUCAGCGUGUCUCAGGACUGGGUUCCAGUGCUGGAUCAGGUGUUCGGUCAGAAGUGGUGUGCUGACAUUUGGCCCAUUAAAGAACCCGGAGACAUUAAAGCAGAACAGUCAUGUUUCCCUUCUGAAGGACCAAUCAGACCAGACUCAGGGCCACACAGGAAAGACGAGAGCCAAUCAGAUCGGCCACAAUGGCUGCAGGACACUCAGGCCCCGACUGUGAACUUUGACACCCAGCAGACUUCCGAGACAAGCCUGAAGGAAGACGAUGUUCAGUUAAAAUCGCCGUCGAUGCUCCACCGCCUGCUCACGCUUCCGUCUCAGCUGUUAGAUGGCGAAGACGAGUCAAUGGAGUCAGAGGAGAGUCUGCUGAAUGCUAUCACCUCACUGCACAGGGCUCAAACGCCUCAUCAGGACACCAUCAGAGCAGAUGAACGUGAUGGUGGCAAAGACCUCGAGGACCAGGAGGAGUUGCAAGGAGAGGAAGAAGAAGCCAAGCCAAGGUCCUGCAGGAGCGGGAGGAAGAACCAUGCCUGUAAGACCUGCGGCAAGAAGUUCAGCCGAGCUCAUCUGCUCAAAGUGCACAAGCUUACACACAAGGAAGCUCACUCGCCGUUCUCCAAACUCCACACUCACGCAUGCACCGAUUCGGGGAAAACCACAUGAGAGGACGUUCUCCAGCGUGAAGCAGGAGAUUCCAUACAUUUCCAGAUGUGCUGACGUUGCACCAUCAUUUCCCAACAUUUUAUCACAGUAUCACAUCAGAAACAUGUCCAACACGACUCGUGACUCGGGGCAGUGACGACGGUCUGACGAUACACGGCGCACGGAAUCACCAUGACACACAAACUCAUGAUCAUAAACACGCAGCUAACAAAAACUUAGCGUGUGAAGGUACAUCAAACAACGUAAGGAACUUUUGAUUCUCCAAUUCAUUGUGUUUGUGUGUUGUGAGGAAGUGAUCUUAAAUUUUAACUAUAUUUAAAUAUAUGACAGAUUAACCAGAGAGAGUUUUGUGCUGAAAUAAAGUCUUGUCUCUGGCUGUGUUUCCAUCCAUGUAUUCAAGUCCAGGUCUCAGAUCAUCUCAAAACAUUUACCUGAACACCAGCGUUUCCCUGUACCCCAGUUUGACACCUGAUAUGUAGGGUGGUUCCACAGUGUUGAGAGGUGACAGAGGGAAAACUCUUACCAGAGAACUAAGCAUACAUUCAGGUUAGGAAGAGAUCAUUGUGUGUUUCACUUGUGCUUACUGACAGAUUUCAUCGUUAAACAUGUUAAAGUCCCGCCCACUUCCCCAGGAACAGGGCCGCUGUAUGAGAUGGCAUGUCGUCAGACACUGAGCCGUUUCUGAGACACGGAUCGUUCUGAAAUACAUCACAGAGUAGCUCGGUUCAUCAAACACAGUUGGAUGGAAACACAAACACGAGGUCAUGUCAUGUGACAGGAAGAUUAAAAAAAACAGCCUACGAACAUUUUAAUUGUAAAUAAAUACAUAAACUCCAGUCUUCACUUUCAGAAAUACCUCUUCACACAAUCGGACUAGAUUUAUCUGAGUUUCUGAUCGAAUCUAAACACAGAUGAGGAACUAAAGAUUUCGAUUUCUGCAAACUUCAGAAGUGCACGACUUCAUCCAACAUCCAUCAUGUGGAGAUUUAUGCAAAUUUUCAUUGUUCCUUCUUCUGGAGCUGUAAAACUGGAAAUCCCAAACAGUCUGAGCUUUUAACUACAGACAUCGCUUCAAAGAAUAUAAGAAUCUAAAAUAAAAAAUUCCAUAGUUUACCCGGUUGUGUGUUAUAGGCUAAAGAGUCAUAAUAAUAACAACAAUAAUAAUAAUAAUAAUAAUAAUAAUAAUAAUAACAACAACAACAACAACAACAAUAAUAAUAAUAAUAGAUUUUGCAGUAUAUUGUACAACUGAUCAUUAGUGCACGCUGAAUGAUUAAAAAUAAAGAAGUGAUCAAUAAUAAUCAGACCUUCUCCAGAUUAGAUUAGACUGAAGGUGUUGAGGAGAAGGUCAGAUUUGUAUAUAAAGACUCAGAGUCUCUACCGUCAACAGUUUCACACCAACAAACUCCAGCUGCUUCCAUUUAGUUCAUAAUGAUAUUAAAUAAAUAAGAUUAUUAUCAGGAAAUCUCAGCACGGUGUGACAUCGUUUAUCACGAUGUCGAUAUUUGAUCUGCAUUUUAAUCUGCCAGCUCCAAGAGGAACUUCCAGAAGGGACGAAACGUUGAGCAUUUACAUUUUCACAUUUUGUGUUGUGACCAGUUUCAUGUGUGGAGCUGUAAUGACCCACCAGCCCUUUCUAACCAUAAACUUUAUUAACUUCAGCAGUGAUGAUGAUGAUGAUGAUGAUGAUGAUGAGGAGUAAAACCGAACGUUACGGCGCUUUCUUACAAAGACCAUUUUGCACUUUCGGUUCUUUUCCACACAAACGUACCUCAUUGUGGCGUAAAGUCCCCAUAGCUCAUUACCUCUCAACACAGGGUGAUUAUUUUAGCAUGUAUUUGUUUUUUUUUAUCUCAUUUAUGUUUAUAUGUUUUUAUAAAAGGUUAUUUGGCUAUCAGACAGGUUUUAUUCUGAAAUGCACUGGUAAAAAAAAACAAACAAAAAAAAAAAAACAGUAAAGCAAACAGACUUUUAUAAUUGACUUUAUAAUCCACUCAAAGACAAAGAAAAGGUGUGAAUGAAGUCUCUACGCUUAAGCCAUGCAAAAGUCACAUAUAAGGCCAAUCAUUUUAUUCUGUAUAGAUUGUUUUGUAAUUUUUAACUAAUUGUGAUUUUUUUUUUGAUUAUUUACAAUAUACAACAUUCCUGACAAAAGAAUGUUGAUGUGGGUCAUGAUUUAGUUUUUCUUUUGAACAGUUUAUACAAAUAAUGACUUUGUCAAAAAGAACAAAAUGUCAGAUUAUUACCAAACAAUGUUCUAAAAUGAUGCAAUGCUGCAUUAAAGAGAAACAUAAGGAAAUGUUAAGUGAGGAAUGAUAUUUUACAUAUGCACUAAAUGAGAAUGGAGCAAUGUAAUAAUAGCAGUUGUUUCUGUCUGCUUACAGAUUUUACUUUUAUACACACACACUCCAAAAGUAUUGGAACACCAGAGCAGUUCCUCUGUUUGUCCUUUAUACUGAAGACAUUUGUGUUGAUGAAAAUGAGACGAUCAGAAUUUUAGCACGUUUCCUGAUGUUUACAUGUAGAUGUGUUAAUCACCUAAAAACAUGACACCUGGGUCUCACACCUCACUUUGUGUGAACAAAAGUAUCGGAACAGAUAUUCUUAAAGGAAGUUCAAGUCAGUAACACUUAACUGCAUCAGACUCCAACGUCACCAAAGGUCUGUUUGACUUGGCCAGUCUUAAACCUUUUCCACUUUGGUUUGCAGCUUACCUUAUGGUCUUUAUAUUCCUGCUCUAGUCUUUUCCAGCAGAUUGUGAGACCUUCUCUCUGCCCCGUGGAGGUUUGGCUGUUGUUUUCAACUCCUGUUCAUCUUUUGAGCUCAAACCUAAAUCUUCAGUGUAAAGAACAAACAAAGGAACUUCUUUUGUGUUCCAGUACAUUUGAAGAGGGCAUUUGUGUGUUUAAACAAACAAAUAAAUAAACUUCACACCUCGUCUGAGGCUGUAGAUGAUUUCUUGAAAUGUAUUAAUGAAUUAUGCAACAAAGCUUUGUCCUUAACUGAAAGAUUGUUUUUGUAGAACGUUUCACCCUCAUUUUGAUGUUCUGAUUUUUGUUGUAAUCUCAGUAGUUAAUUGUGUGAAGAAGUAAUAAAUGAGUU